Messenger RNA from Penicillium malachiteum, 2343 nucleotides. Its product is annotated as putative C6 transcription factor. NCBI's taxonomy places the organism in Eukaryota, Fungi, Ascomycota, Eurotiomycetes, Eurotiales, Aspergillaceae. The transcript is spliced from 4 exons. Gene Ontology annotation, molecular function: zinc ion binding; DNA binding; DNA-binding transcription factor activity, RNA polymerase II-specific. The record is from RefSeq and is a predicted model, not a curated record. Gene Ontology annotation, biological process: regulation of DNA-templated transcription; DNA-templated transcription. The coding region runs from base 1 to 2343 and encodes 780 amino acids.
AUGAGUGGCCAGUUUCCCCCUCGACCGUCGAAGACCGAACCCCGCUCGGAUAUAUUAGGGAAUGACUCUGCUGCAUUCCACUACGAUUGGCCCGGCGCGGGGUCACGGUUCCCUCAACAGGUUUCUACGGAAUUCCAAGCCAAUAUCGAUCCAGUCUCCGGCGAAGAACUUCUAAGGCCUAGUUCGGGAGAACAAUCCAUUAACGCUAAAGUUCCCAUUCCACGCUCUGCUCAAACUAUACCUUGGACCAGCACCAGCCGAACAAGUCGAGCUUGCGAGAAUUGUCGUGAGCAAAAAGCUAAAUGCAGUGGCCACCGUCCCACAUGUAACCGUUGUAAGGAUUCUGGGAUCCGAUGUUCCUAUGGAGAUCGAAAAAAGGAGAAGAUAAUCAAGGAAAUCGAUACUUUAAAAGCACAGAUUCAAACCUAUGAAACUGUACUACGCGAGGUCUACCCCAGGCUUGACUUAUCAUCAGCACAAUACGUCGAUCAGACCAUCGGUGGUCAAUUAGUCAGAUUCUGGAAUCUAAAAAGCCUGCUUUGCUGCGUUAAUCCUUUACUCCUCAUCAAAAUACUUACAAACCAAAUCCAUGUUCAGCCAUCAAAUUCCCCUUCCUUCCGUUCUGAUUCUGGGGCUGGUAUGGAUCACCCAUUGGCAACGAUCGACCAUACCGAGGAGGACUUUAACCGCGAUGAAAAGCAAGCUCUAGGAUUUGUGGGUGAACACUCGGAGAUGAUUUGGCUAUACAGACUCAAGCGUGAUCUCGACCAAGACAACGUCACAUCCCUUGGAGAAACCCUCGAUCGACCUUCAAUCUCUUCUAUGAACUAUUUCCAAGGGAAUAUGGAAAUUUCAGUCCUCGAUGCCAUCGAUGUUUUAGGAAUGCCUGCCCAGUCCACUGCCGAUAAACUUGUGGACGCCUUUUUCGACUUAGUCCAUCCUGCAUUCCCUGUCAUCGGAAAGCGUAUAUUUCUCUCUCAAUAUAGGACUUUCUACUCGAACAACCCCACAUCGACAUCGCGCCCAGGAAAACGUUGGAUGGCAGUCCUGAAUUUAAUCUUUGCCAUCGCUGUCAAACACUCACUUUUGGUUAAUAAUGAGCCAGAUGAGGAAUUGGGUAAUCAUUUGGUGUAUUUUACACGGGCGGGGCGAUUGAGCUUGGGAAAUGUCGCACUCCUAGAUCACCCCAAUCUUCAACAGGUUCAAGUAGAGGGCCUCACAGCAUUCUACCUUCUAUCCACUGCACAAGUGAACAGGUCCUGGCGAAUGAUUGGAAUCGCGAUUCGAUCGGCAGUGGCUAUGGGCCUGAAUCUUCGUAGCGAAAGUGACGAUGUUCCUCCUCUGUCAAGAGAGAGUAGAUAUCGUGUGUGGUGGGCGCUGUUUAUGCUGGAUACAUUGUUGUGUGUCAUGAUCGGCCGUCCUCCCAGUACUGGUGACAAUUUUUGCACGACACCCCUACCGAUACCAUUUCUCGAGGAAGACUUCGAGAAUGAAGAAGUGAAACAGCUCAUCAUGGAUUACAGCAUUCGACAGAACCUGCUAAAACCACUGGUCACCCAACUUCAUUAUUCGCCUCAACCAAGUCACCAGACUAUUGACUCCCUGUCACCGGCUAGUUUGCUUGCACCGGGAAAGGCAAAGCAGCCUGCUCAGGCCUCCCCUGUGUCUAUUGAGAACAUCAUCCCCAAUAUCUCAUUAUACUUCUUAUAUGCGGUGGACUUGACAUUUCUGAUGCGGGAGGCUAUUGAGACUCUGUAUGCGCCCGGCGCAACGCGACGGUCUUGGCUAGAGAUGGAAAAUGCAAUGUCUACAUUAAACAACACUGCUGACAACUGGCUCUCUCGUCUACCUACAGAGUUCCAAUUUACGAAAUUCGAUAGCGAUCAACCAUUCGCACUCCAGAGGGUGAGCCUCAGCUUCCAAUUUUACACAACCAAACUCGUUAUCGCGCAACCCUGCCUUCGCCGCCUUGCCCACCAACCCGUUGGGGAUUCACCCUCUGGAUCUAUCUGCGAUACAAUGGCAUCUAUGUGCGUACAAGUUGCCCGAGAUAUGCUUUCUCUUCUCCCAGAUGAGACAGACAUACAUUUGCUAUAUCAGGUCUCCCCAUGGUGGGGUAUUCUGCACUACAUGAUGCAGUCGACUACUGUUCUCCUAAUUCAGCUGUUCAUGCGCACUGAACCUGGUACUACGGAGGCAGUUGGGCUUACGAAGGAUAUCCAGAAAGCUAUUCAAUGGUUAGGUGAAAUGGCUAAACGUGAUGCCUCUGCUCGGCGAGCUCUGUCUGUUUGUAUGGAUAUUCUUUCGCAGCAUGGCCAAAAAUUUGCCAUGGAGAUCGAUUGA